Messenger RNA from Rodentolepis nana, 1647 nucleotides. The record is from the annotation of a GenBank genome assembly. Lineage: Eukaryota; Metazoa; Platyhelminthes; Cestoda; Cyclophyllidea; Hymenolepididae.
AUGGAUAACCAAACUCCACGAAUAUUUAUUGGAUCCCAACCGCAUUCGGAUAAUAGAUCACCUAAAGUCAAAGGAAUAGGUCAUUGGAAUACUUAUGUAAAAUCCCCUUCGUACCUGAACCUCGUACCAGGUGAUCGUCUUAUAACUGCAGAUGAAUUAGCCGAUCAUAACAAAAACAAUGAUAUGUGGAUGGCGUUUCGGAAUGGCUCGACAGUUGAAGUAUAUGACGUCACACCUUUUCUGGAAUAUCAUCCAGGUGGGCAGCAGAUUUUGGCUGAAUUCGCCGGAACAGACGCCACCGAGCCAUUUCGAUGUGCCCACGCUUACAUUAGCCUCAAUAUGAUAUCGCGUCUAAAGAAGGGGCGUCUUGUGUCACACAGUGGACCAAAACCUUCACAAAAUUUCCUAACGCCAAGAAUGAAUAUUCUUCCCCCGUCUCAGAUUAACCGAAAUCUCCCACUGAAACCAACGCUUGAUUGGUUUUUGUCACCAGACAAAACUAGCCUCAUUCUCUCCUUUAAAUUUAAUCAGGAACUCAUAACACUUGAUAGUCAACUACACGGAAUGGCUAGCAUGAAGCAGGAUGAAAAUGACUCCGAACGUACAAUUCUGAAUAUGCGGAUUCUGCUGGAAAAAGCGUUCUACUCUUUCAAAUUAAAGCUUUUACCUGGUUUGAGACCGUGCUUAGACAAAAUGGAAAUUAGCCCUAAAUCUUUCUAUAGUCGAAAUCCUUCUUCUUAUGUGAAUGUUGAAUUUACCAACACCUCUUCAUCUCAACGAAAUCUCAGUGCAAUCGGAAGUGUUCUGCAGGAGAAAUUUGUGGAAUUCUCAAAACUACCAGACCUUGAUGAUUAUCUGGACUGCGAUGUGAUUACUAGCAGUCUUGAGUCAAAUCGUAUUUACCGAUCUAUUCGACUGAGAUGGCCAGUUGAAGCAUCCCACAUUCCCAUUCCCUUUUUAAGUCACGUCUAUGUCCGCGUUAAAGAUAGUAAAGGUGACGAACACAUAAGGCCCUAUACUCCGACUUGUGUCACUCUACUUCAUGGCGCAGACCACGGGGCUCCAGGGUCACUGGAUACAUCGUAUUUUGAUAUUCUCGUCAAAAUCUACGAAAACGGUAUCGUCUCACGAAUUCUCAAUGAAGUUGCAAUAGGCUCUAAACUGAGAGUUAGUUUACCUCAAUGUUCUCUCAGUUCAAGCAUUCUAGUCGAGCGUAUCGUAAAUCCGCCGUGUGUUGAUAGUUUUCGUCCCUGGAAGAACAUAUGUAUCUUAUGCGCUGGAAGUGGAAUCACGCCCUUCAUACCUCUCAUCAAAUUCCUUCUCUCCUCCUUCCCUGAUCACAGGAUCUCUCUUCUCUGGUUCAAUCGAUGCCAUGACGAUUUGGUGUUGUUCGAUGAUUUCGUGAAUUUCGCCUCUGAAAGCUUUAAGCAACAAUUUUGGCUAUCAGAGGAAAGAGUUUUACCCUCCACAUAUCACCGUUCUGGUACAAUUGAGGAUAUAAAGUCGCGCCAAUUUUUCGCUACAAGUGUGGCCUUGCCUGUUGAAUCUACCUUGGUCCUUAUUUGCGGACCACCCGGGUUCAAUUUAGCCGCCAAAGCGGUGACGGAAGAGUGGAGUAUUAAACAACGUAACGUUUACGUUUUGUAA